Molecule: messenger RNA, 432 nt
Organism: Ilyonectria robusta
Lineage: Eukaryota; Fungi; Ascomycota; Sordariomycetes; Hypocreales; Nectriaceae
Product: Endoribonuclease L-PSP/chorismate mutase-like protein
Exons: 2
Coding region: 1-432 (143 amino acids)
Cellular component (GO): cytosol
Molecular function (GO): deaminase activity
Source: RefSeq, a predicted model, not a curated record
AUGUCUCAUCUGAAAUACUACGCCUACGAGGGUCAGGGAGUUGAGAAGUUGCAGAAGUUCUCCUACAGCCAAGCAGUACGCCUCGGUGAUCGUAUUGAGUGCUCGGGUCAAGGCGGCUGGCAUCCCAUCACCGGCGAGUUCGAAAAGGAAAUCAAUGCACAGAUCGAUCUCGCAUUCGCCAAUGUUGAGCGUAAUCUGAAGGACGCCGGCGGCAAAGGAUGGUCGCAAGUGUACAGCGUCAAAUCGUAUCACGUCCCCAUCAACAACGAGGCUUUGGCCGCCAUGGUUCGCAACUUCAGGGCAUAUAUGCCAGACCAUCAACCAAUCUGGACUUGUAUUGGUGUUCCUCGACUGGGCGAAGACGACAUGCGCGUUGAGAUUGAUGUGGUUGCGCAUGAUCCCGAAGGGGCUAAGGUCGCAGGUAGCGCAUAA